Oncorhynchus keta (chum salmon) is the source of this 3663-nucleotide messenger RNA. Its product is annotated as chloride intracellular channel protein 1-like. The record is from RefSeq and is a predicted model, not a curated record. The transcript is spliced from 7 exons. NCBI's taxonomy places the organism in Eukaryota, Metazoa, Chordata, Actinopteri, Salmoniformes, Salmonidae. Bases 425 to 1153 code for a protein of 242 amino acids.
CCGAUGAGCAGACAACCGACAUUUAAAUAUAUUCAUAAUAUCGCGGUCUGCCGGUCUUUGGGCUAGUACAGGUGCAAUUCCUUCCACGUUGUGUAGGCUUCUUUUUGAUUUCAUAACCCAAAUUGCAUAGAUGACCUACUAUAGACUAACGGAAUAGUUGGGAACAUGUAAUUACACCUUCCCUUCUUCGCCCCUCUCUUUUCCACAUCUCUCUCACGUACACACACAAUCGGUGGAGUUGAGUCGGCUAGGUUAACAUCACUCGUUGCUAGUUGAGUGUUGGCUUCCACCAUCAGGAAAUGGAGGAAUGCGUGUGUAGCGAGCGACACAGAGGGAGGGGAAACUGACAAGACGUUUACUGCAAGUCCCACACAGAACUUGAGCGAGGUCUCCCAGUUCCAGCGGCAACACUUGAAACAAAAAGAUGAGUGACGAAAAUAGACUUCAAGUUGAACUUUUUGUGAAGGCAGGCAGUGAUGGCCAGAGCAUUGGCAACUGUCCAUUCUCCCAGCGCCUCUUCAUGGUGCUGUGGCUCAAAGGAGUCACUUUCAACGUCACCACCGUGGACAUGAAGAGGAAACCAGAGAUCCUUAAGGACCUGGCCCCUGGUGCUCAGCCCCCCUUCCUGCUCUACGGGACGGAGGUGAAAACCGACACCAACAAGAUAGAAGAGUUCCUGGAGGAGAACCUGUCCCCUCCAAAAUACCCCCGCCUGGCUUCCAGGAACCCUGAGUCUAACACAGCCGGCCUAGACGUGUUCUCCAAGUUCUCAGCCUACAUCAAGAAUUCAAACCCCCAGCUCAAUGACAACCUAGAGAAAGGCUUGCUCAAGGCACUGAAUAAGCUAGACAAAUACCUUGGCUCCCCACUUCCUGACGAGAUUGAUGAGAAUAGUGCUGAUGAUGUCACUUCCUCCUCCCGUCCCUUCCUGGAUGGGCAGGUCCUCACUCUGGCCGACUGCAACUUGCUUCCCAAGCUGAACAUUGUCAAGGUGGUGUGUCUGAAGUAUCGCACUUUCUCCAUCCCCAAGUCUCUCUCCAACCUGUGGCGGUACCUGGAUGCUGCGUACGCCCACGAGGAGUUCUCCUCUACCUGCCCCAACGACACAGAGAUACACAUCGCCUACUCAGCCGUGGCUAAAGCACUUAAGUAGGAGGACAAGGAGAUCCCAUCAGUCACACACACACCAGCAAAUACACACAUAUCUGAUCAGAUAUCCUAGACACACUCACCAAUGCACUCACACAUACAGGCACUCCCUCAGACACACGCACACCAUUCCAACAGUCUUUCUUGAGAACAGGAAAUCAAUAUCACUGUAAGAUCAAGUUGAACAUUUUUCAUUGGCCUCUUAAGAGUUUGUGAAACUCUCUGAGGCGUAUUUAAAAAAAAACAUUUACCUUUAUUUAACCAGGCAAGUCAGUUAGGAACAAAUUCUUAUUUUAAUGACGGCCUAGGAACAGUGGGUUAACUGCCUGUUCAGGGGCAGAAUGACAGAUUUGUACCUUGUCAGCUCAGGGGUUUGAACUUGCAACCUUCCGGUUACUAGUCCAACACUCUAACCACUAGGCUACCAUAGUUUAUGGUUCACUUUUUGUCACGUGGCACAUCCACUGUUAAUACUGUGUAUUCAGGGGCAGUUUACACACAGUUAAAGUUGUAUACACGGGCAGUCGGUUACAUAUGGUUGCAUCCAACUGAACGUAUAGUAGUCUGCUCAGUCUCUAUGAUUAAUUCUGCACUGCAUACAUUGCCACGUUACCCCCUAUUAGUUUCCAUCUCUCGGCCAAGCCAUAAAAAAAACUGUUCCUGUUGUGAUCACACACAGAUACGCAUACCUAGACCAGUUUAACUGCUACCUGCAGCUGAAAGAGAGAGGUUAGUUAUAGGCGUGUCUACAAUUAUACAUUAUUACCAACAUAUUAUUACAGUGUUGAUAUAUUGUUCAGGGCAAACAGCCGUUAACAGGGUGGAUGACAUGGUCAGUUUGAACCAGUCAUUUUAUACAUGCUAAAUGGUCAGAAGUUAGGCUCAGGGAACGGGAAAGCAGGUCUUGGGCCAAUUGGGGCACACUAUACAGAGGUGUUUCUCAGCACACAUUUAUCCACACAGAAAACGAUUUCAACAGAUCUCGGCUUCUCCUUUCUCCGGCUUGUAGCGCUGUGAAGGGUUUAUCAAGCUUAUGUCCCCAUUGUAAGGCUCUUUUGCUAGUGAAUCAACUCAAAUUGUAUUUGUCACAUGGGCUGAAUACAACAGGUCUGUAGACCUUACAGUGAAAUGCUUACUUUACACGCCCUUCACCAACAAUGCAGUUUUAAGAAAAUACCUUUAAAAAAAAGUCAAGAGAAUAAAAUAACAAAUAAUUAAAGAUCGGCAGUAAAAAAAACAAUUGCGAGGCUAUAUACAGGGGGUAAUUCAAAGUGAAGGAUAUUUUUGAUACAAUAAAAAAAAAACUGUGAGAGGCUCAUAUUGCAGAGGAGUUGAGUUACUCCAGACAAAGUAAUAUGGCUAUUUUCGCUGCUUUAUGUGAACUUUAGGUUAUUGAGGAAGUACUUGACUCUGUAUGGCCUUGAGGCACCAAGCCAGUUCAGUCAUGUUUCACUGUAAAUCUGAAGGAAAACUACAGGAUGUAAUGCAGACGUGCACACACCUCCUCGCAUGACUAAACCAUAAACGUCACAUUCAUACAAAUUUGAGAUGCUCUUUGCAUAGAUAACUGAAACUGAAAUCUCCAAGGGGAGAAUGCUACGGGGUUGUGAGUUUGUACUCUUUGAUAUGGUUAAUGACAAUGGAAGACUCAAUUAAACUUGAAAAAAGAAAAGCGUUUGAACCUUUAGUGAGCCAAAGGAAGGGUUUUACUUGAGGCCUAUUGAGGUGGGUGUUGUUUAGGUUGUUUAAAUCGACAACACCUUUGAACCUACUACCGUCCUGUGCUUUGUAGUGCACACUUUGAAGUCUUCCAUUUUACCAGUGACUUGAAAUUCAGUCCCCUGGGAAAGAACUGGAAAUAUUUGUUUGGGUUCUAUACAAUACAUAUCAGCGUAUCAAGUUCAGGGUUACAGCGUGAUUGACAUUUAAAGGCAAUGUUCCGGCUUUAAAGGAGAUUGUAUUCACGCUAUGCCGCUCAAUCGGAAAUGAGCUUUCUAUAGUGCAAACUUCAGCGAAACAGAUUGAAUAGAGCGCUCAGACUGACUCAUAGAUGGUGCAGUCUCAUGGUGCUGACUUAAGUGGAUCAGCUUAAAACAGCCUUGUUUUAAGCUGAUCCAAUUUGAGUGUACAAAACCUUUGUGUACAAAACAUUAGGAACACAUGCUCUUUCCAUGACAUAGACUGACCAGGUGAAUCCAGGUGAAAGCUCUGAUCCCUUAUUGAUGUCACCUGUUAAAUCCACUUCAGAUCAGUGUAGAUGAAGGGGAGGAGACAGGUUAAAGAAGGAUUGGAGACAAUUGAGACAUGAAGUGCGGUGACAUGCACAAAAUAAUAUGAUUAUUGUGGAUAGUCAAGUUAAUAUAGUAGUUUGCUUAAAACGUUUACAUGCUUUGCAAGAAUACCAAUUUCCCUAAUGAUCCUGUUUACAUGGACACAUCUGAAGUCAGGCUACCUGAUGGGACUUUUGAUGAAUGCAGAAAAUAGCCAAUCAAAAUAAACAUUCUACCACAGUAA